AUGAGCCGCUAUCUCACUCCCUCCAAAGUUGCACUGCUGUGCCUCAUCUCCAUAUACACUGAAGGAGUCGUCCCCAACUCCUCCGCUAUCCAUGUCCUCUCAUUCCUGGUAUCGUGUCUAUUCCCUAUAGAAAAUACAGGAACCUCCACGUCAAAGAAAUGGGAAACAGACGCUACAGUCUCAAUCUCAGAUUUAGAGAAGACCCUUUCCGCGCAACCUUCCUCCGUCCCAGGACGUUCAGUAUGGGAUCUGUUCCUGAAAAAGAUCUGGUCCCUCGAUUCCUGCGAUGCGCUCGAGGUCUUCUUCGCGGGUAUCUCCAAGAUGCUAGUGAAGUCCCGUGAAGAGCAGAUCCGUGACAGAGAUAACGGCCUCGCUCCUGAGCCUGAAACGGGCCCUAUGCGUCUUUCAAGGAACUCGCCUCUAGGCACGUUCGUGAGAAGAGCUCAGCUUGAAUUUACGAGGCUGCAGUUCCAUGACUCGGUUAGGUUGUGGAAGGGCUUUGUUAAAUACCGCUUGCCGACAUACCGCAUUUGGGCGAAGAAGAACCCAUCGAGCGAACAGGCAUCCAUCGAUAUGAAUCUCCUUGAGCUUCAGCUGGAUGAAACAAGUUAUCUUGCUCAGGUUGUGUACGGUAAUAUGGCUGAUGACACGGAGUAUGAAAGGAAUGUUAGCACUAAAGAUGUGGAACGGUUACUGGAGUUUCAGAUUGGCGAGUUGCAGAGACUGGGUGGAAGAGUUCCGGAUGAGAUGAAAGCGCAAUUAGAACGUAUCAUCGCAUCAGGAGUGACGCUUCCUAACCUGACCCACUAUAUCAAAUUCCUCGACGCCUGGAGAGCAGGAGACUAUCCAUCGUCAUUCGACAACCUUCACCGUUACUUUGACUAUACCAUGCACAGCCGUGACCGGAGCGCAUACCAGUAUGCACUGCUCAACCUUGCUGUCCUUCAAGCAGAUUUCGGAUGCCAUGGAGAAGCCGUUUCUGCUAUGCAAGAGGCCGUUUCCAUUGCCAGAGAGUCCCAUGACGUGAACUGCCUGAACUUUUGCAUGAGCUGGCUAUAUCACUUUGGCAAAGCCUUCCCCGAGCAGAUGAAGGAUGUCCAAAAUACGGGUAUGCUUGGUAAUGAGAAGGAAGGGCUUGCGUUCCUAAAGGCAAAGGCCAAGGAAACUGAGAUGUGGAGUUUAUUAAGCACUACGUUGCUGAGUGAAGCUAAACUCGAGAUGCAGAAUGGAGAGAGUCUUGCUUCUGCUAUUGAGAACAUGGUUCGAGCAUCACAUUUGAAUGUCACCAAGAACCAUGUUAGCUCGAUGGGACCACAGUUAUUGCUGCAGACUGCACUUUAUGCGCGAAUCGGAGUAACACAUCUUUCAUGGUUGAGCAGUGAGAUCUUCCGAGAAUGUUAUGCCAACAACGCACCAUUCGAGGACUAUCUCAGAAGCACCUUUCGAAACUGUCAACUGCUAGCCCAGCAGGGCCGGUAUCGCGAUGUGUCAGCCUUGAUGAAACAAAUAGCACCCGAAAAACUACGCUCCCUCAAAGCAAAUCAACAAUGGACAUGUUUUUCAGGACUCCUACAACUACAACGCCAAAUCUACCGCGACGACAAAGUAGCAGCCGACCAUCUUGUCACCCAACUCCAAUCUAUCCACCUCCCCGACAGCGACAUCUCCCCCCUAAUCUCCUUCUUGGCCAUCGAGCACCAAAUCCGCCAAGGCAACUACAGCCAAGCCUUCGAAACCGUCGAAAAAGCCGCGCAAACAAUGCAUCAAGACAACUUCGACAUCCAUUUCCAAGUCAAACUCCUCUGCCUGAAAGCUCGCAUCCUCGAGAAAACCGAUCAGCCCCAGCGCGGCUUCUCGCUAGCCAUGCGAGCAGCAAGCAUCGCGCACGGCUCACGGCUUCUCCCGGGCCUUUGGGAAGCUAUCUGCGUGCUGGGAGGUGUGCUGCUGAGUCUAGGCGAGUUCGAGGCUGUUUCUGAACUCAUUGAGAGUAUUAUGCCGAGGGUUCUGGAGACGGAUGAUUGUGAUCUUGCGGCGAAGGCGCAUUCGCUGCUUGUGGAUGCGAAUAUGGGUAUUGCGGGGGUUAUGUGGAGUCAAGGACAGGGAAAUACGCCUGCGCGGAAGGAGUAUGUGAAUCGCGCGCUGGGGUAUAUUGAUUUUGCGUAUGAUCAGUACGCGGAAAUUGAGGAUAUUCAGGGACAGUGUGAGAUGAUGGCGAAGAAGGCUACGAUUAUGCAUCUUACGGGCGAUUUGGUGCUGGCUAAUGACUAUGCGGCGAAGUAUUUGGAUCUGAGGAAGCAGCACGCUGUUGAGGUUUAG
Aspergillus chevalieri is the source of this 2316-nucleotide messenger RNA. It is a transcript of the gene APC5, whose product is annotated as putative anaphase-promoting complex subunit Apc5. Gene Ontology annotation, biological process: protein K11-linked ubiquitination; positive regulation of mitotic metaphase/anaphase transition; anaphase-promoting complex-dependent catabolic process. NCBI's taxonomy places the organism in Eukaryota, Fungi, Ascomycota, Eurotiomycetes, Eurotiales, Aspergillaceae. The coding region runs from base 1 to 2316 and encodes 771 amino acids. The transcript has 7 exons. Gene Ontology annotation, cellular component: anaphase-promoting complex. Gene Ontology annotation, molecular function: protein binding. The record is from RefSeq and is a predicted model, not a curated record.